AUGGAGUUAAGUGUUCAUCACCUGUAUGAGGUGUUAUCUCGUGCACCCGCAUACGUUAAUUGUAAGUUUAGAAGUGUAUCCCCCGAAGUAGAUUUCUCGAUGGAGCUCAAUUAUUGCCGUCAACAAGCCCGCAACAUGCUUCAACGCGGCGACAUGCACGUUUUCGCUUUCCCUCACGUUCCAGCACAUAUGGGGAUGGACUUCUAUCAUUUAUUCGAUAAUGGUCCUUCACCAGGAUUGCCAAUUCAAUUCUUGAACUUAUUUAACAGUUAUUGGAGAAUCCUCGAUUCGUGGAAUGGGUUGGUCCUGGUUGAAUUUGAGAUAGUGGAUAGUAAGCCACCAAGACCGUGCAUUUGCAAUCCUGUCACAUGUUAUUGGGCACUCCUCAGAUCUCCCAUGGAAGAUUGCAAAAAUCCUCAUGAACUUGAAAUGCAUAUCGUAUUCGUUCCAUCUGACACAGUUGGGAACGAUUAUAAAUUGAUCUGUAUAGCGGGUGUUGAACAUCGAUGGUUACCACCAUAUGUGAUGAAGGAAUUUAACUUUGUUGAAUAUGAUUGGCAGGUUAUCAAAGGUGAUCUUAAUUUCGGGCUAAGGGGGUUGGAACUGGAUCAAGUUGCAGUUGUCAAUGAUACUUUGUACAUUAUGUCAACCACUAUCGAUUACAACGAUGGAGAGCAUUCAGUUUCGGAGGAUAAUCCACCCCCGUUCAUAGGGAAAUACUCACUUGGGGAAAAGAAAAAAUCCACACUACCCCUGCCUAUUGAGGCUGCUCAGGAUCCUUUUCAUGGUGAAUACGGGGUCUUCAAAUGGGGUAGCCGAUGGACGUCAACCGAGUCUCUGUGUCUAGUUCGAAAUAUUGGAUCGACCUUUACUUUUUGGACUUCUUCUUUAGAAGGUGCGCCUGGUUCAUGGGUCCUUAUUCAAAACCUGAACAUAGGACAGCUGGGGAUUCUUGACGAUCUAAUCAAAGGUUUCACUGUUGUUAAUGGAGAAUGUUUGAUAUUCGCCACAAGGUCCACGGUGUAUGGUUUCAAUGUAAACGGAGAUUAUCCAUGGAAAUUCAAAGUUCUUGGUCCAAACAGAAGGAAGACUUAUGUCAAAUUCAUCUCUUAUUCGAGUACCUUUAGGCCUGUUAACUCGUCUAUCACAACUACCUUUCGGAAUCUUCUUGCAUUAUUAACAAUAUAA
Messenger RNA from Lotus japonicus, 1188 nucleotides. RefSeq lists its product as uncharacterized. Lineage: Eukaryota; Viridiplantae; Streptophyta; Magnoliopsida; Fabales; Fabaceae. The coding region runs from base 1 to 1188 and encodes 395 amino acids. The transcript has a single exon. The record is from RefSeq and is a predicted model, not a curated record.